AUGCUCCUGACACCAUCAUGUGACAAGCUUUUACAGCAACUCUUAAAAGUAGUGCCAGGGAUUGGUAUCGGACCUUGCAACCUAUAUCAAUUGGUUCAUUCUCGGAGAUGGAACAGUUGUUCACCGGCCACUUGCAGUAGUCGAAGAAUCGUUAGAACAUCAGCCCAGCUAAUGAGCAUGGUCCAAGGAGAAAGGGAGACACUGAAGAAGUUCAUGCACCGCUUCAACACCGCAACCCUAGAGAUCUGCAACCUAAACAUGGGGGUAGCUUUGGUAGCUUUGACCACGGCCCUGCAACCCGGAAACUUCCUGUACUCUCUAGGGAAGAAGCUGUCGGCUGAUAUGGGAAAAUUGAUGGCUCGAGCACACAAGUACAUCACCUUGGAAGAAAUGAUGGACACCAGGGGAAAUCACAUCGAGCUCAAAAGGAAAGGUAGUAGUCGGGAGAUGGGAGAACCUUUUAGACCAAAAAAGAGACAAGAGACCAGUACGCUGCUCGCCAACUCUGAGUCAAGAGGGCAGUCAAGUAAGUUCUCCAUCUAUAUACCUCUAAACACACCGCGGUCCGAUGUGUUGAUGCACAUAAGGAAGAAGGACUAUGUUUCAUGGCCUGAACCUAUGCGAACCACUUCAUACAAAUGCAACAUGUCCAAGUUCUGUCAAUUCUAUAGGGAUCAUGGGCACGAUACAGAGGAGUGUAUUCAGCUGAAGAACGAGAUUGAAGCCUUGAUCAAAAGGGGAUACUUGUCGAGAUUCAUAAAGAAGGAAGAUCGACAAGGGGAAUCUCGAGAACAGAAAAAAUGGGGAUGA
Messenger RNA from Malania oleifera, 810 nucleotides. RefSeq lists its product as uncharacterized. The coding region runs from base 1 to 810 and encodes 269 amino acids. The transcript has a single exon. Lineage: Eukaryota; Viridiplantae; Streptophyta; Magnoliopsida; Santalales; Ximeniaceae. The record is from RefSeq and is a predicted model, not a curated record.